UUAGUAUCGAGAAUAUGUUUAUUAUAAUAAAUGCUGUACCAGCGAUUACCACGCAAUUGAAUGUAAAAAAACGCAUUGCAGAAGGUCUUGAAAAAGUUGGAUAUACUAUGACAAAAAUACUCAUAAGUUGGUUCUUAGUGUUGAUGAUAUUUUCAGUGACAAAUAUAAAUUCAAUUCAAGAAUUUUGCAUUUUCACCUCGAUUGCCAUGAUUAUCGAUUUUAUGCUACAAAUGUCAUUUUUCAUUGCGGUUUUAUCCAUUGAUCUUGAAAGAUUGGCAUUAGAGAUAUCCAAUUUAUAUAAUAAUCGCAUUAGCAAUCCAGAUGAUAAUAUUAAUAAGAAAUCUAUACAGCAUUCAAAAACAACCAAUUAUGGUCGUAGAAUUGGUAUUUUAUUGGUGGUUCUUAUUUUAUUGAUUGCUGUAACAAAUAUUCAUCAUGCCAAUAUGAACUUGCCGUAUAUUAAGUCUUCAUUGAAUAGUUUAAUUAGUGAUUUCAUAGUUCCUCCUACUAAUACAUAUACAAACACCACUUUCUGGGAAACAUCGAUAGAUAAAACUGCUAAUGAAUUUUGGGGCGUUAUAAAUCCGGACAAAAAAAAUCAAUUUGUAGAAAUUAGACCAACCAGAUAUUUAACAUUAUCAUAUGAUAUUGAAUCAGAUGAUUUAUCUCGUUCACUUAAUGAUGUUAAAAAUUGGAAAUUAAUAAUAAGAAUAUAUAUAAAAACAUUUGUUUGGUUUCUUAAAGUUAUUAUAUUUCCUAUUAUUAGUAUAAUAUUCGCAAUGUCCAUCCUGGCGAAUUUUUCAUCAGCAGAUAUAGAAAUUCGAAUUACUAGAUUAUUUGAAAAUUCAAAUAAUGAUGAAAAUAAAAAUACGUUGUCUACCAGAAGUUCUGCUUUUUGUGUUAAUUCUGCUCAAGUCAUAACUUUGCGUGGUCGUCAUUCAGCCGAUAUUGAUUUACUUUGUGCAAAUUUUAAUGGCAUUAUAAUUUCCAGCGCUACUGAUAGACAUAUUACAUCAUGGAAUGGAAAGCAAGGUAUACCAUUAAGAAAACUUGAAAGAUAUAUGCGUCGUUGUGAUACUUGCAAAUGUGAUAGUACUGGCGGAUUAAAAAAUUGUAUUUCAUGGCCAGUACGAGCAAU
Molecule: messenger RNA, 1138 nt
Organism: Scutellospora calospora
Lineage: Eukaryota; Fungi; Glomeromycota; Glomeromycetes; Diversisporales; Gigasporaceae
Source: the annotation of a GenBank genome assembly